Messenger RNA from Anthonomus grandis grandis, 1546 nucleotides. RefSeq lists its product as uncharacterized. Gene Ontology annotation, molecular function: protein binding. The record is from RefSeq and is a predicted model, not a curated record. Lineage: Eukaryota; Metazoa; Arthropoda; Insecta; Coleoptera; Curculionidae. The transcript has 8 exons. Bases 215 to 1507 code for a protein of 430 amino acids.
ACUAUUGUUGCUAUAAGGGGAUUCUACAAAGAAUUGUUUAUUGUUAUAAGAUUUAAAAAAAAGCGCACUCUUGCGGCGCGAACUUGUAGUACAUUAAAACUGUUGACAGCUGUCAAUUAAUAUUGACAGUUUGUUUUUUCAGUAAAAUUUAAAAGCAGUUUCACAAUUUCUGUGAUUAAAAGUGACGUGUUUUGAUCAAUUAUAAGCCGGGACAAUGAGUAAGAGCCACAAAACGAAGCAUCACGAAGAUCCCAGUCUGAUCCCCACUUUUAUGAGCGAUGAAAUGCACGCGGGGGCCAGGAAAAUGAAAGCGGGUCCUUCGGCUGUAGCUUCGAUGUUAUAUCCACAUGCCGCGACUUCUAUUACUACCACAACCGGUGUAAGGAAGAAAGAAGAAGAUUUAGCGAAUAACGACGAGUUGACCGAUGACGACAUGGAACGUAAAAUGGAUGGUACAUUACGCAAGGGACCCCCGAAAGAAAACAUUCAGGUGGAUGGGAAAAUUAGCAUCCUUACAAAAAUUGAAGGUAGGAGAGAAGCCCUCUGUUGCAAAUACAACGAGGAGUACGACUAUAUCGCAGUGGGUUACGCUGACGGGGUGAUCGUCAUGUACCAAAGUUCCACGGGCGAACCAGUUUUCACUUUAACAGACGCGGACGUGAGGGAGAACAGGGCGCCAGUUACCUCGAUCAAGCAUCGACCUGUAUCGAAAAUUUACCCCAUUACCAACUGUUACACCGGGACCUAUGCGAACGGUUGCGUUAAAUGCUGGUCCUACAAUUUCAACCAGUGCCUCUAUACCAUCAGGGAGAAGCGACAAACUUUCGGGAUCGCGUAUCAUCCGCGAUUCCCGAAAUUCGUUACGUUUGGGGACGAUAUGAAGGUUUAUUUUUAUGACGAGGAAACGAAGACGCAGGAGAGGGUGCUAUCGUCCAGUGAUAAUCCUGAUACGCACGACGGUCACAUGUCCAGGGUAUUCGCCGCGUGUUUCCACCCGAAAAACAAUUACGAACUUUUAACGGGUGGUUGGGACGAUGUCGUUCAGUUUUGGGAUCUGAGACAACCGCAUGCGGCCAGGCACAUUUCGGGGGUUCACAUGUGCGGAGAGGGCCUCGAUAUUAGUCAGAAAGGGACUGAGGUGUUGACUUGCUCCUGGCAAAAAGAGGAUCCUUUGCAAGUGUUUGAUUAUAAUACGACCAAAAGGAUGUACUGUUUAGAACCGGACAUUUAUAACACUAAGCUGUAUUGCGGUAAAUAUGCCACCAAAGAUUUUGUGGUGUGUGCAGGAUCCGAUCCGAACCUUAUACGUGUGGUGGACUUGCAAACGACUGCAACUUCGGCAUUUAUAAACCAAUUACCGGGAGCCAUUUACAGUUUGGAUAUCGGUCCGACGAAAGCGAAAAAAGAAGCAAAGUUGGAAAAGUACAGCGUUAAAAACGACAUAACGAACGUACCGAAAAUGGUCUUCGUAUCUGGUAAGAGACUUUACCAGAUCGAUUUUUGUUAAUUUAACAACGAAUAAAACGCAUGUGUUGAAACAAGAAAA